CAUCGCACUGUUAAUAUCACAAUAAUGACCAGUGCCAGUAUUUCUUACGACUACGAGAAGAACCUCGACAAAGGACGCAACUCCGAGUCCAUUGAGGUCUACGACGCUGAGAUUGAACGCUAUGGCAGCGGAGUAGUGGACACCAACGAAGAUGCCAUCUUGGCUACACAUGAGGGCUACAGACUAAAACAACACUUGAAGGCUCGUCACGUCAGUAUGAUCGCUAUUGGUGGUGCUCUGGGUACAGGUUUACUGAUUGGUUCCGGUUCUGCCCUCUCAGGCUCGGGCCCUGCUCCUCUCUUCAUUGGUUAUGGAUUCAUUGGUCUUUUAGUUUAUAUGGUUAUGUGCUGUCUUGGUGAAUUGGCUACCUACAUCCCAUUGGCUGAUGGGUUCUCUGGCUAUGCUACUCGUUACGCUGACCCUGCUCUGGGCUUCACUGUUGGUUACUGCUACCUGUUCAAAUACCUCAUCGUCACUCCUAAUCAGAUCACGGCUGGUGCCAUGGUACUGCAGUACUGGGUGUCAAGAGAAACGGUCAACCCUGGUGUUUGGAUUACUAUGUUCAUCGUGGUGAUUGUGCUCAUCAACAUCUUUGGUGUUAAGAUCUUUGGUGAGUUUGAAUUUUGGCUAUCGUGUUUGAAAGUGCUCAUUGUUGUUGGGCUGAUCAUCUUGCUCUUCGUCAUUAUGCUUGGUGGUGCUCCAACUCAUGACCGUUUGGGCUUCAGAUACUGGAAGGACCCAGGUGCCUUCAAGCCUUACAAAGGCAUUGCUGAUCCUUCUAAGGGUAAAUUCGUCUCCUUCGUCAACGUCCUGGUCACCGCAGUGUUCGCCUACUCUGGUACUGAACUGGUUGGUAUCACUGUUGCUGAGGCUGAGAACCCACGUCGUAAUGUUCCAAAGGCCAUCAAGCUCACCUUUUACAGAAUCCUGAUCUUCUACGUCUUGUCCGUCUUCCUCUUGGGAAUGUGUGUUCCAUACAACGACCCACUGUUGAUCUCUGCGACUAAGGCCUCCACCUCUGCCAACGCCUCUCCAUUUGUCGUGGCCAUCAAGAACGCCAAGAUCGGUGGCCUGGACCAUGUGAUCAACGCCUGUAUUCUGAUCUUCAUAUUCUCUGCUGCCAACUCUGACUUGUACAUUGGCUCAAGAACCCUGUACGGUUUGGCCAUUAACGGUAACGCACCAAGAUUCUUUGGUAAAGUUAACAGAUGGGGUAUCCCAUACUUUGCUCUUGCCCUGUGUGCCUCCUUCUGUUGUCUGGCGUACAUGAGUGUUGCAGAGUCUUCUCAGUCUGUCUUUUCAUAUUUCGUCAACGUGGUGUCGAUCUUUGGUCUCCUGACUUGGAUCACCAUCCUCAUCACCCACAUUUGCUUCUCACGUGCUUUGGCUGCCCAGGGUGUUGAUAAGAGCACCUUGACAUACAGAGCUCCAUUCCAGCCGUACGGGCCUUGGAUUGCGCUGGUGCUGUGCAUCAUCAUUGCUUUCAUUAAGAACUUCACUGUGUUCAUCAACGGUUUCAACUACAAGACCUUUAUCACUGGCUACAUUGGACUGCCAGUGUAUGUGAUUUUCUAUACCGUCUACAAGCUAUGGUUCCGCACGAAAAUGAGAGACCCUGCUGAGGUGGACCUUGUUACGCUGAAGCACUACAUAGACGAGGAGGAAGAGGAAGGAAAGAUCAAGGACCAGGAGAGAAGGGAAAGAUUGAAGGCCAGUGGUAAGAAGGACAAGGAGUGGUUCUACGAGAAGUUCCUGUCGUGGUUGUUCUAG
Williopsis jadinii is the source of this 1770-nucleotide messenger RNA. Its product is annotated as amino acid permease. Bases 25 to 1770 code for a protein of 581 amino acids. The transcript has a single exon. The record is from RefSeq and is a predicted model, not a curated record. Gene Ontology annotation, molecular function: amino acid transmembrane transporter activity. NCBI's taxonomy places the organism in Eukaryota, Fungi, Ascomycota, Saccharomycetes, Phaffomycetales, Wickerhamomycetaceae. Gene Ontology annotation, cellular component: membrane. Gene Ontology annotation, biological process: amino acid transmembrane transport.